AUGUCGAAUCGAUUUGAGGUCCCGGACGACAGUCCGCCCUCCACCCCAGACCGAAGCUCACGAAGCAAUUCCAACCUUUUUCACUUUGGUGACAAUCCCUCCACGACGCCAGCAGGCCCUCCUCCUUCGUCCGCCGCAAGCUUCACCCCCGCUGGCGCGCCAUCCGCGUCAUACCUGGGCAGUUCCCUUAUGAAGGGAAUGACGGCUCAGAAACCUUCCAGCUUCGGUGGCCAGAAAGCUACGGGAUCAUCGAAGUCGAAGAAUCCAUUCGCCCGCGAGUCCAACUCACCCCUGGGCCGGUCCGUUCGUUCAACGAGCGCUCGGCAACCGUCGAGGCUGAGAGAGGAACACGCAUACGACGAUGAAGACGACGAGGAGGACGAGGAAGAAGACGAAGAAGUGGAAGAGGAAGAGCUGCCGACAAACAGCCGACAUGGCGCCUUUGGAAUGACCUACGAUGCGACAGAUGACGAUAUUGAAGUCGACGAACCAACCAGAGGCUCAGGAGGCCGAGCGAACGCUUUUAUGGAGGAUUACGAUGACGAAGACGCAGAGGGCGAUCCUACCGGAGACAUGUGGCUCGACAUGGACCAAGAUGCGCCACUAGAUAACGAAUUUCUCGGCGAUGGCUCCGAUCUGAUGAUGCUUGCGACUCCCGCCGCGAACGACCGUGUGCGGAAGGAGGCAGAAGACAUCUUUCGCGCGUCCGCCAUGCGCUCGGGAGCCCGGCGACAUGAGUUCAAGUGCGCGUCCAUUGCCAAGGACUUCUACAGCCAGGCAAGCUAUGCACCAGUCACAGAGCCCCCGGAGUUGAUCCUCGCCAGCGAGUCGCUGGUCGCGCGGCUGUAUAGCGAAGGUGUCGGUCCGGAGGACGACGAGGAGAGAUUGGACAGCGCAUUGGCAACUGUUACCGGCCAGUUAACUUCAUUAUGGCAAGAAUACGUUGGCAAAAUGCCUCAGUCCGAUGAGGAGCAUGCUGCGGAGAUUGGCCCCGGACCGCACGCCUCUUCAUUAGAGAAGGCUGCUUACCUAGCUACACUCGUCCUGCAGGUGCACCACACUCGCACGGAAGAAGGUGGAAAGGUCCAGGUGGAGGCACUCCCUGAGACUCUAUUCCGAUGGCUCUCCGACUACCACAAUCCCUACCCAGGCCAGAUCCAGGAAACUCUCCUGAGGACAGCAGGCUGGGAGCAUGUGAAGGGCAACCGACGAGGCGAGCUUGCCUACACAGGCCGAGCGCUGGUCAACGUGCAACGUGCGGUUCAAGAGACUUGCAACAUGCUCGACGACUGUCCUGGCAAGCAUGGAAACUGGGACAUCUGGAACAGCGAUUGGACCCUUUUCCGAAUUCGAGCACGUGGCCAGCUGGAUCAGCUGAGACGCUUUGCUGAGGGGAAGGAGACAACUGCAGAUGAUCUGGAUGGCUCAAUACGUGGUCGCCACUCUGUCGCCGCAACGGCGAGGAAAGCUGAGAGUCAAGUUCCUUGGGAAAUAUAUGAACAACUUAGAUUGAUCUUCGACAUCGCCCUAGGCUCAGAAGAGGCCGUUCUUGCUACCGCCCAAGAUUGGUGCGAAGCGACGAUCGGGCUUUUUGGUUGGUGGGAUGAAGGGAAGAAUGACAAGACCAUGCAUAUAUCGAAAUCGCAAAGCCUUGUGCUGGCAGCGCAGAUACAGGACAGCAGCUCCGAGGGUUAUCUCGAGCGACUUGCACGGUCCUUCCAGAUGGCAGUCGACGCCGAGUUUCAUUUCAAUUCUCUAAAUCCUGUCGAGAUUGGCAUGGCGUGUGUUUUUGAAGAUAACGUCAAGGCUGUGAUUGCUAUUCUACGAACCUUUUCUCUCCCUGUAGCUUCUUCCGUGGCCGAGAUAGCAUCUUUAGGCCACUGGCUACCACCACACCAGCCGUCAGCCCUUUACGGAUUUGAGGAUCUCGACAUGGAUGAUCUCGAAGUCCUUGGGGUUGAUCCUGGCAAUCCAGAUGAAGUGGAUGGAGUGAAGGACAACACCCUCAUCCAGUAUGCCCAAGAGUUGGCAAACUACAAGGAGUUGUCUCUGGUGAAAGACAACGUUGGCAUUGCCAUGGACGGAUGGGAGGUGGCAAUUCAUGUCCUAGGGCGAAUGGACUCUGCACAACGAUCAGAAGAAACCGUAGGAGAACUGGUGGAAAGACUUCUAGAAGAAAUCGACGUUGAUUCCAGCGACAUGGUGGAGAAGAUAUGGCGGCUCCUUAAUGAUCUCGGCAUGAUAGUAUUCGCUGAGCAUACCGCCGAGCAUUACGGAGAGAUCCUUAAGAAUGAAUCUCACAAAUAUGGCGAGGCUAUGUGGUAUUUUGCGCUAGCCCAUCGACCCGGAAAGGUCCGAGAAGUUAUGAAUCUCCUCAUCUCAUACUCCUUGAUCCAGUCGGUCGCUCAUCCCCCCACCGCCGAGCUUGACAGCCACCUGAGAAGGUUGCUCAAAGAGCGGAACGCUACACUGGAGCAUUUCGCCAAACAGGACCUCGAAGCAGCUGAGCUGCUUGGCAAAAUGCUCGCCGGCUAUGCCACCCUUCGCAAGUACUAUGAGAUUCGGGACGACGACUCAAUUCCCCUUGCACGACGUCACCAGGCUGCUGCCGCCGCGUUGGUGCUCGUCAUUGCAUCUUCAGACGACAACAUCCGCGGAGGGUUAUACGACGCCAGCCGCGAUGCAAUCGUCAGUGAGGACUUCCUCCUUGCCCUCCUAGGAGAGGCCCUUGUCUUUGUCAAUCAAAGCCCUUCGGCUAUCACACUCGACCAACUGGAUGUACUCUUGAAAGCCGUCGAGGAUAUCCAAGCAGUGGGAAGCAGAGUCUACAAUACGUGUGAUGACUUCUUCCAACUUGUGCUUGCAUCUGCACCGGGACUGAAAGGCUCCAGCCCUGCCGACCUAUUGAAGAAAUCUACCUCGAAUCUCAGUAGCGGCGCGGCAUCUUACAUCAUGGACGGUAGUUCCAUGCUUGCAAGCCAGCUGCAUCGCUCCAUUAGCGGCAGUGGCACUCUUGCAAAGGCAAAUGUGAAGAGAGGAUGGGAUUGGCGAGCUGGCCUGACUGCCUCGACAGGUGCAGAAGACAUCUUGAGAAUACUACGUUUGGGAUUGACAAAGGAUAUGGCAAGACUAUGGCUGGAAGCCACGGAUAACGGAUUCGCAUAA
Messenger RNA from Phaeoacremonium minimum UCRPA7, 3165 nucleotides. Its product is annotated as putative nuclear pore complex subunit nup85 protein. The coding region runs from base 1 to 3165 and encodes 1054 amino acids. Gene Ontology annotation, molecular function: structural constituent of nuclear pore. Gene Ontology annotation, cellular component: nuclear pore outer ring. The record is from RefSeq and is a predicted model, not a curated record. The transcript is spliced from 3 exons. Gene Ontology annotation, biological process: mRNA export from nucleus; protein import into nucleus; positive regulation of DNA-templated transcription. NCBI's taxonomy places the organism in Eukaryota, Fungi, Ascomycota, Sordariomycetes, Togniniales, Togniniaceae.